UAGAGAACAGCCCUCAUACACGUCUGAAAGAAAGUCACCUUUAUUGAAUGAAUAUAAACAAGCUGGCCAACACUCAAUAGUAAUAUUCUGAUACAGCACAUACAAUAGCAAACGUCUGGGGCAGUGGAGACAGGCUCCUACAGUAGGUUUUAAAACACAGUAUCCAUGCUGAACAGAACAUUCUCUCUCUUUCUCUCAGGGGGUUUCCUGCAACUGAGUGUUUUGAUACUCUCUCUCUAUUUCUUUAUCUCUUACACAUACACAUGUGCUCACACACACACCUACAGUACACAUACACACGUAUGCAUGCACACACACACACACACACACACACACACACACACACACACACACACACACACACACACUUCCCACAUAUUUUCACCCACAACAUCCAAAAAAUGAACUAACUCUCAUAGCACUGCACAGGCUGUCUACUAGGGGGACACAAUAGGUGAGGAGACACGCACCACUCUCAAACACAGCAUCACGAUGCAGAGGCAAUUCAUGUAUGAGGACUGGAGCAUCAUUUUAUUUUAACUUUAUUUAACUAGGCAAGUCAGUUAAGAACAAAUUCUUAUUUUCAAUGAGGGCCUAGGAACAGUGGGUUAACUGCCCAUUCAGGGGCAGAACGACAGAUUUUUAACGGGGAUUUGAACUUGCAACCUUCUGGUUACUAGCCCAAUGCUCUAACCACUAGGCUACCCUGCCGCCCCAUCAUGGGAAAAAGCGUACGUUCAUUCAAGCAAAUCUUUACUGUACAGUGGAAAAUAUUCACUUAUACAAAUAGUACAGUACCAAACUGACAUAUUCAAUAAGCCAAACUGAUUAAAACAUUUAAUCAAGAAUAACUUAAAUACAAACGCCAUUGAUAAGUAAAAAAAAAAAUCUGCCAUUGGUCAGUGUUUUGUUUCAUCCAAAGGUUUGCAUUUUCAACAUCAUGCAAUAAAUCAAAUGCAACUUGUACACGACAAAGAAAGUGAAUCUGUCUGCCUGUAUUAGGCUUCUCAUACUCUGAAUCAGGUAUUUUACUCCUUUGAUUACUAUUGGUGAUGUCUGUUGGCCUUCAACUCCUGGGUUGUGUUCAUUAGGCACCAAACAGAAGAAAAAUGGACUGAAACGGGGAAGAAAUGCUCAUUCACAUUUUCCGUUGCAAAUUGCUACAGAAAACAAAAAUAAUGACUGAUCAAUUAUUCUGAUCUUUCCUCUGCAACAUUUGCCACACUUUCCGUAUGAGACUGGUUUCUGAUAUCUGUGGUUUUCCUGUGAACAAGCUCCACAUCUACUUCUCUAUUCAAACAAUCCUCUCUGACACAGUCACCAUCUUCUGUGAAGUCACACUAACAGUCUGUAGAUGUCUGGUAAAUGUCGUUGUUCAUCCCUGAUAUGGCAGGUCAUCUGUUUCUGGUCAUCCUCCUUUUCGACACCUUCCAAUACAUCGAAGCCCAAGGUCAUCACCAAGGUCAUCACCUUCCUCCUCCCAGUCUGACAGUGAGGCCUGCAGUCAUCAAAGAGAGAGACUCAGUUCAGCUGAGUUGUGAGACUCCUCCAUCUCUCAGUGUGUUUAACUGUUACUUCUACAUAAAAGGGAGGAAGAAUCUUCCAGACAAAUCCUGUACUCAGACACUCACAGGAACAGAGCUGCUCAAGAGGGCAGAUCAAACGUUUCCAGAUGUGGUCAAAGUGAAGUGUUACUAUGAUGUAGUGAGGUCUCACACAUCUCCUUUAAGUAACCCUGUCUCAGUCACUGUUCGGGAAACCGAAACAGAUGUGCAAUUUUGGCACGGAGCAGUGGGUGUGGCUUCUGGAGUGGCCAUGUUACUGAUGGGAUUGACAGCUGUCUAUCUCUGCUGGAGGACCAGGAAAACCAAUUCUCUGAGACCUACAGCCAGACAGGAUGAUCACAGACAAUGUGAUUUGGUGAUGGGAGCUAUGAGCAGUGCAGGCAUGUUGGAUUCAAGGGAUGCUGGGAUCUAUUCUCUCAUCACCUCUGUACCGUCCACGUUCUUUCCCUCAGGCCCUGUUGAAGAAAAUGGAGAGUCACCUGAAAACGACAAUUCUGAUAUGUACCAUGUAUACAGCUCAAUCCCCGACAGACCAGCAACCUCAGCCCAGCCGGAUGGGUUGUACAGUCUUCUGCAGACACACUGACACUACACCUCUGGCUUUCUCUAGCUAUGUCUCACACAUCUCACACAAAUACCCUCUUUCUCACGUGAUGUCCUUUAUUAUCACUCUUCAAUUUACUGUAAAUACGAGUCUCUUAGCAGGUAAUAUAUAUUUUACAUAUGGACACCUGGCUUAUGUUACAUGCCUGUCCAUAAUAUCUGUUACUGUGUUAGCAUUUUUAUUUUGGAGUUUGGAGCAUAAUUUUAUUUUUUCCUCCUAGUAAAUGCUGUAUUUAUGUAUAUUCUGUGUGAUUCCUCCUUCCAUAACGGUUGGAUACAAUUUCUUAAAUAAAUAAUGUGUUCGGAGUCAAAAUCGGUAAAUACAGACAAUUUAAAAUCACAAUAUCAUCAGUUAAUCUAUUGCAUUAUGAGGCUAUAUAGUGUUUGUCUACAUUUACUUUGUACCAACAUUGGAGUUAAACAAGCUGAUAUUUUUUGGGUCUUGAUUGGGAAUGACACUUUAACUAAGCUGCUGUAGUCAUGAGGCAUUUAUAAGUUAUAUUCUUGAUGAAUCAAUGGGUAGAUAUAAUGAAUUUAUUGGCCCAAAAAUGUAUGUAUUAACUGCAGAUUGCCUCUUUAAGACACACAUACUGUAGGCCUACAAAUUGAUUUAGCUUUUGCAGACACCUUUUCAUCUUUCUUGGGUGGAUCAGAAGAUGGUGAAAUUACUUAUUUGGAGGCUGCUGCUUUUUUGGGGGUGGCAUUAUCAAGCUACUAAUCUCAAAUUAGACUAUAAAAAAGUUGUCUUAAAAAUAAAACUGUAUUUUCUAGCCUCUAAAUGGAAUGGGAUUCCAGCUUUAUGUCCUUCAAGCAACUUCGCCAAAAACCACAGGAUUAAUCAGAACAGAUUCUGACAAUUAGGUAGCAUUAUUAUUUUGCUGAAUUCUUUACUGUCAUGUUUAUUUUCAUUAUAUUUUAAAUAACUUACAGGAAAUAAACUUUAUGACAUUGUCUUUAAGCAUUAUGACCGACCUGUGUCACCUGGCCUAAAUAAAUACGCCUUAUGACACUGUCAAGAAGGAU
This is a messenger RNA of Oncorhynchus masou masou (cherry salmon), 3191 nucleotides long. RefSeq lists its product as uncharacterized. The record is from RefSeq and is a predicted model, not a curated record. The coding region runs from base 1366 to 2151 and encodes 261 amino acids. Lineage: Eukaryota; Metazoa; Chordata; Actinopteri; Salmoniformes; Salmonidae. The transcript has 9 exons.